AUGUCAAACUCAAGUCACGUCUUCCACUUCACUCUCUCUGCUUAUUUUGAUGUAGGGUUGUUCAAAUAUCCCUUGUUCCUGGUCACGUUGCUGCUUUACAUAUUCAUACUGUUUUCCAAUGUUCUGCUCAUCACCAUCAUCUGUCUGAACCGAACUUUCCACGAACCCAUGUACGUGUUUCUCUGUGCGUUGUUCCUGAACGAAGUCUAUGGCAGCACGGGGCUCUUCCCGUUUCUGCUUCUCCACAUUCUCCGCCGCGUACAUGUCGUUCCCGCUGCACCUUGCUUCCUGCAGAUCUACACGCUGCACACGUAUGGUCUGGUAGAGUAUCUUAGUUUGGCUGUGUUGUCGUACGAUCGCUACGUUGCCAUAUGCCGCCCCUUACAGUACAACAUGUGCAUGUCCAAGAGCAGACUGGCCGUACUCAUCGCCGUCCCCUGGUGCUAUUCUUUUGCUAUUUGUGGAGUUAUGAUCUUGUUAACAUCGACUCUGAGUUUUUGCGGGAAUAUCAUUCAUAAAGUUUACUGUGACAAUUUCCCUGUGGUGAAACUGGCAUGCGUUAACACUACAGGUAUUAAUCUUUACGGUCUGAUUAUUACAUUUAACCACAUCCUGCUACCACUUAUCUGCAUUGUCACAACCUACACAAGGAUUCUCAAGGUGUGUGUGGGGGGCUCUAAGCAAACGCGCCACAAAGCGUUCAGUACUUGUGCUCCCCACGUCGCAUCGCUGAUAAAUUAUUCUAUCGGCGUCGUUUUUGAAAUUCUGCAGGGACGAUUCGACAUGAGCCGUGUCCCGAGUAUGUUUCGGAUUUUCAUGUCCCUGUACUUUCUUCUGUGUCCACCCCUCUUUAACCCGUUAAUCUAUGGUUUAGCAUUGACAAAAGUUCGAUUUAUGUGCAAGAGCCUACUGUUUAGUCGCAAAAUCAGGCUUAAGUCAACUUUACCUGAAUAA
Molecule: messenger RNA, 954 nt
Organism: Periophthalmus magnuspinnatus
Lineage: Eukaryota; Metazoa; Chordata; Actinopteri; Gobiiformes; Gobiidae
Product: olfactory receptor 142-like
Exons: 1
Coding region: 1-954 (317 amino acids)
Biological process (GO): G protein-coupled receptor signaling pathway
Cellular component (GO): membrane
Molecular function (GO): olfactory receptor activity; G protein-coupled receptor activity
Source: RefSeq, a predicted model, not a curated record